AUGACUGAUAGCCCGCCCGACUACAUCCAAUCCUUGACAAUACCCAUAUACGCCCCUGCGAACGAACCGCUGAACCCAAAAACACUGACAAGAAUGCAGAUGCAGGGCUCUCAUAAUGCGCACAAGUACAUGCGGGGAUACCAGAUCCCUCCACUUGAGCGCACAACUGUCAGGAGUUCCACCAGGAUUGCUGCUACUACAUACCGGUGGGAGGGCGAGGAAGAAAACUCGGCGCAUUCUGCAACUCAUCUGCCAUUGCCGAUGGAUCCUAUAAUUGAGCGAGUUGGGUUUUGGCUUUUUUUCCUGUUUACGGUGUGGCUAUUUGGAUUCAGCAUGUGUGUAUUAAUUCUGACAACUGCGGAACUCGCGUUGAUUCCGAUCCUCUUCCUGCAAUUCACCCAAAUGAUACUGACCAUCGAUCUGCCCCUCGCCUCUCUCCCGCUCCCGAUGAGCAUCCUCAGCGCGCUGUUCUUCUGCUCCUUUCUCCUCACCCAGCUACAUGAAUGCUUGCCAUCUAUCCUCGCCUCGGAGCUCAACGCGCGCUAUUCGAUUUGGCACCACACUCGUCGGGACAUGCCGCUUGCGCUCACUUUUGUGGGUUUGAUCAGCAUGUACGCGGUGUUCUCGCACGGGCUCGCGCUCCUCAUUGUUGACAGCGAUAAAACAUUCUGGGGGGCGAGGGAUGUGGAGGGCGGAGGGGUAUUGGGAGUGAUGUUGCAGGGCGCGAGGGGAACGGUGGGCUGCUGUGUGCUUGUGGGCAUGGCACUUGUGCUGUGGCAUUGGCGGUGUGUGAAGAUACAGGCUGAGAGGGCGCGUGGUUGCUCAGAGGCGCGUUUGGAACAAUAUUCGUACUAA
Molecule: messenger RNA, 855 nt
Organism: Psilocybe cubensis
Lineage: Eukaryota; Fungi; Basidiomycota; Agaricomycetes; Agaricales; Agrocybaceae
Exons: 3
Coding region: 1-855 (284 amino acids)
Source: RefSeq, a predicted model, not a curated record